UGCGGUGCCGCGCCGACCAAACCGGGUUGAAAUCGAUUUUGUAGGUAUUUUUUCCAGCUACUUUCUCUAGAGAUAAGUGAUUCUCUCUUCGUUUGUUGAAGAUUUUGUUAUGGAUUUGCUGAAGAUAUAUAGCUUUCUCUACGAUCUGCUUCCUAAUGGAAUCGAAGCUUUGGAUUUGUAUAUGGUGAUUUGUUGCUAAGAUAGCUGAUGCAAUAUGCUAGAUCUGAAUUUAUUUCUCUGAAUCCCUAGUUUGCCUAUACACUCUUGUUCAACUCUUCCUUGCUGCCUUUCCCAAUCUACCCUUUCUCUCUCACGCCUGCUUCUCUAUUAUUUACCUUUGAUUCUUUUGAUUCUCAAACUGUAGGCAUGGAUGGCAAGAAUCCUCCCCAGCUCACGAUGGAGCAGCAGCGUGCAAUCAAAUUCUUGACCUACUUCGCGGAUAUUGCCGGCAUGAAAAGGUGUCAAAAAUGUAACCGUGUUUAUCUCUCGCACCUGAAUCAUGCCCGGGAACUUUGUUUUCUCAAAAUAGAAAAUGAAGCAGAAAAGGAAGCAGAGAAAGAGAAAAGGGAAGAACAGAAAAAAAACACUCUAAUCAAACUAGAGAGAUAUUGGGAUCAACUGGAUGAAGGACAUAAAGCUUUAUGUUUGCCACCUUUACCUGUUAAGAAUGUGGAAAGCUUUUUGAGAGAGUAUGGAUUUUGUUUGAAGUAUGCUCCACACCUGCCACAGAAUGACUCAUUUACUAUUCAGCAUAUCAAUUUUUCUAAGGCGGCUGGCUCAAUCUUGGGGACUCUUAAUCCUGAGAAUUUCCAACGUUUAAGUUUUGAGAAGUUGCUCGCCUUUCUACAGGAAACAAGUGAAGGAACUUGUUUUGGGGAUGAGCAGUUCUUCUACGGGAAAGAUGUUAUUGCUCACAUCAGCAUCGGAAUCGAGCAGGCACUGCUUUCAGCUUUCACUGAAGAAGAAAAGAAGGACAAAAAAAGGCAGGAAAAAAAGGAAAAAAAGCUGAAAAAAGGUGCUCAAGAUGAAGAAAAUUCGCCAGGUGAUGGUGCCAGCAUGUCUGAACCACUUGCUCAGCCUCAUUCUGGAGAGGAAGAUCAGGACCAGUCUGCAAAAAAUGUAUCUGGGUCGGCUACUGCCACAACCACAUCGCAACUACAAACACCAAAUGCAAAGUCAAAAAAACAGGAAGCAUCAGGUCCAUCUUCCCCGUCACCAGGUGUGCUCAACUCAGUAGCAUCCUCCAAUGAAGCAGGUGGGAGUUUAAGUACCUCCUCUGGAGAAGCUGCAGUUCCUCAAACUAUGGCCAUGCAGAAUAUGAUGCAUAAGUUAAUGGGUAUGCAUGAAAAAUUGCUUAAGCCGAUGACAAUGUCGAAGGCUAUAGAGGACAAUAAUGAUGCUCUGUUGGCUCAGCUUCUUGAGUUAUCUGGAAAAGUAACUAAUUUGAUCGAUGAUCUUAACAAGGACCUUGAAGUCAUGUUAGAGAAAAAUGUGAAAGAUGGAUUAGCUGAUGUUAAAGAAGUUCCUGUUUCUGCAAUCACUCAAGCUAUAGAGCAAAGUCAGACAGUACCUUUGGCUGUAUCUUACCGUCAGGAAAGUUUUAGCUCCGCAGUAUCAGGGUCUCGAACUGUAGAGGAUCAGCUGUCAAGGUUGGUGAAUGAAAGAAAGUAUGAGGAGGCUCUGACAGAUGCUUUAGAAAGAGAUGAAAAAGCUGAUACUGGUCUUGUAUUAUGGUUAUUGACUCAGGUUGAUCAUCACAUACUGCAGCAGGAACCUAUGCCUUUGGGCGUAGCUUUGAUUAUAUCGCUGCAUUCACAUCUCCUUCAGAAAACUCCUGACUCGUUUGUACUUGACUGGAUGGUUCACUUGGAAAGCGCCUUGCGACGCUACGAUUGUAUGGGAUCAUUCACAAGAUCUUAUCUGAAUCAUUGCAAGUUACGUACAACAUGAUAUGGUCGACGCUAUAUUAUCCAAGUCAAACAACAUAUCCCUAAAUCGGCCCCCUUCUGUAAUUUUUCGGUCUUCACUUAUUUGAUUGCAUAAGAAGGCAUGUAAUCUGAAUAUUGUGAAAUGUUCAGUGACCUAAAUUGUAGCAAUGACGAAUGCAAGGGCUGGCAUUUAGCUUUCGAAACCAAGAAGGAUAUUAUGACAUUGUAUCAGAAUUAUGAUAUUUAGAAACGAGUAGAAGUGCAAGUCAGAAUUG
Messenger RNA from Fragaria vesca subsp. vesca, 2203 nucleotides. RefSeq lists its product as uncharacterized. The record is from RefSeq and is a predicted model, not a curated record. Lineage: Eukaryota; Viridiplantae; Streptophyta; Magnoliopsida; Rosales; Rosaceae. The coding region runs from base 367 to 1950 and encodes 527 amino acids. Gene Ontology annotation, biological process: deadenylation-independent decapping of nuclear-transcribed mRNA. Gene Ontology annotation, cellular component: P-body. The transcript is spliced from 4 exons.